AGCUUUCAUCUGUGAUAUAAAAAUACUCCUCUCAAAGAGGUUACAUUUAUUAAGACUUUUUUUAACACUGUGAAUUAAUUGUGUACUCAGAGAAAAUGGAAGAGUGUGAUCAAGCAGCAGGUGUUGAAGAAUCUUCGUCAACUGAAGAUAAAGGAUACGGUGGAUGGGAAUAUAUUCUUGCUGAAGUUAAGGAUUGUUUACCUGGUAUUGAUUCUGAUUCGGAGUCAAGUACAUUGCCAGAAGAAACUGAUGGUGUAUUUCAAAGGAAGAUUGCAACAUUUGACAACACAGAUAGUGAUUCAGAUAUCAGUUCAUUAACCAAUUUUCCCAAAGCAGGCUCAGAAAGACAUGAUACUUUAACUCUAAACUCUGAAGGUUAUGCAAGUGCUUCUAGUUCCUCUCCGACUUCUAAUACUUCAUCUGCAACAUCCAAAUCAACAACCAUGAAUCCUGGUCUUUCAUCAUCAUCCAGUGUCAAUCAAGAACAUUCUUCCAUGUUGUUAUUUCAAAGACUUCACAAUCAUCUCAAUACAAGGGACGGUGACAAUCUUUGUGGAAUAACUGAUGAUAAAGAUGAUUUACAUUUGACUGACAUGGAUCUCGACUUACCUCUAUAUGAAAAUGAUAAGCUGACAUUUUAUACAGAAAAUGAUGAUGAUCAUUCACCUCCCCCUAUGGAUAUGAGAAGAGGACAAUACCAGCCUAUUAUGGACAGUGAAGCAUCAUCUGGUAUUUUAAGUAGAGAUGAAUCUAAUGAUGAUGAUCUUGAAUCAAAUGAUAGCGAAGGAAAAGCUCCAGUGUUAUCAUUGAAGGGAUUAGAAGGUUUCGAUCUUGAUGAUUUACUUGAUGAUUCAUAUGGUGAAGAUAACAUUGAUGUCUCCCUCACUUCUCUCAAUUUGGACAAAGAUCAAACAAGCCAAUACGAUUUAAUGAAUCAGCUUGUUGAUUUGAGUAAAACUCAAAAAGGAAAAGAAGAUGGCACAGUGUCGAAUUCAGAGGCUGGUGAUUCUAAGCAACAUUUUUUAGCAUCUCGCCAAUUUCAAAAUGAACCUGGUGGACAGGAGAAUAACAUAGAAGAAGAAGUUUUGGAAAAGGCUGAUAUUGAAGAUAACAAAGAAAAGAAAAUAGAGGAUUUAUCAUCCAAUCCAAUUUCAUCAUCUUCAGGAAGCUUCUCGUCUACAGCUGAAUUAUCAUUGUCCGAACCUACAACAAUAUAUCUUGAUCUUCGGCCUAAAGCUGACUCGGAUACUAAUAAUGAAAAACAAGAGGAAUCACAGGAAACUCAGAAUGUGGAGAAACCUGUAAAUCGAGUUAUGAGGCGAAGAGUUCGAACUCAAACUAAAAGUAUCGGAGUUUCUGCAUCAAAUAAUAUUGAUCAAGAUCAAGUUAUGAAACGGGUUCAAAGUUUGUCCAGAAUAAGAACAAUGACAAGAGAGGAAUCAGAAGAUUCCGAUUCAGAAAAUGAUGAUGAUGAUUUUAAAGCUUGGCAAGCUGAAAGAAAUAGGAUCAAAGAAAGAUCAUCUUUGUCCGCCGCUGUAUCACCGAAAAACAAAGCGAAAAAAAUGGACACUGAAACUAUCACUCACCAUAAAGGAAAUUCUUCAUUAUCAUUCACAAGUUCAACCAGUAACAAGAGGUCUACUAAAUAUGAUAGAGAUUUACAAUCCAAUCCAGGUGCUAAUGAUAGUAGUGAACCAGCAAGGAACACAGCAUUUGGCGAAAAUAUUCCAGGAAUCGAACACAUUGAUAAUAGCAUUUAUGAUGGUGACAGAAGAAUUUUGAACGAUGAUGUUACUUGCCUUGAUCUGGAUGAGGUAUCAGAGUCUUUUGACGUUGAUGAAAACAAUGCAGGAAUCUAUGCUAGGCAAAGAUUAAAAAAAGAAAAACAAGAAAAAGGAAAUGUGACAACAACAUCUACAUUGCGCAACAAAGCAGACAAAACUAACAAUAAAAACAAAGGGAAAGUAACAGUUAGUUUUGCUGAGGAACCUAAAAAAGACGACAAUGAUACAACAAACAUAUAUCGUGCCAAGAAUUUAAAUUCAACAGCAUGGAAACCAUCGAAUGAAGACAAUUCUUCAAACGUAGUUAAGAAAACUACAGAUUCGAUCACAAGCAGUGUUCAAACAGAAGAUUCAUUUCCAUUGACAAGGAAUUCUGAUCUGGCAUUUCAUAAAGUUGUUGAAGAUAUGUUACAAAGACGAGGUGAUGUGAAAUUAAUAGACAAAACUGUAACUGAUAAACACAUUGAAGCUCAAUCAGUCCUCGCCAAAAAGCAAUACGAACUAGCAAAAUCAAUUGGAUUGUCAUCAUCUUCAUAUCUUGAUGAUAGACAAGUAUUGAGAGAAACCAAAUUAAAAUUAAAAGUUCUUCUGGAAAAAGAAGAACAAAAGUUGGGAAAUGGAACUAGAGUAUUAUAUGAUAUGGAUGCAUCAUAUGAGACUGAGGUUCCCAAUAUUCCUCCUGAAUUGAACACAGAGAAGUCUCAGAUGGUUUUGUUAACUGUCAACAUGUCAUCAACUGGAUGUAUUGUGACUCACAGAACAUCAGGUGGACACAAAGCAACAUCAGUUGAUCCUAAUAUCGGUUUCUCCAUUACUUAUCCUAUGCUUAUAUCGUGGUUUCUGGCUUUGGUUCCAGAAGAUUUGACAAAACUUCAUCAGGCAAGAAUGGACGAUACAUUUACUAUUGAUAUUGAUCCUGAACUUGUGCCUGAAAUUAGCAAUGGUAAAGAUGCACCUACUAUACCAAUCAGUGUUGAUGUUCCUUUCAAUGUUGUUGCUCUUCACCAGUCGUGGCAGGAAGAUACUCAGUCUUUGUCAUUACAAGCAAUUGUCAUUCCCAAUUUUUAUUACAAACCAGAGUCAAAGAGAGGAAGGAAAAAGGCAAAGAAAGAGGAUGCUUUCUUGCAAGUUGUUUGGCAUUUUCUACAAUCAAAUCGAAUCCAAGAUGUUUGUCCAUGGCAUGAUAAACCUGAAUCACCUAUACAUUAUUCAUUGUCGGAAAUUAUAAUAACCUGUGCAACCAAACCACUGUCAACGUAUGUAUCAGCAUCAAAUGAUCCAGUGUUAAUCAAGAAAGCUUUGAAAAAUAAACCGGGAAUGUUUUGUAAAGUGAUGACUCCUGAAGAUCAAGUUCCUUGUAAUCCUCCUUCAAUUACUCUUGGAAAAUUACAGACAACAAUGUGCCUUCUUCAAAAAGAAGCUUUCAUGUUUCCAACUGCAGUUAUGGACGUGAUGAUUCGUGUUCAGACUUCUUGCUUUGAUUUAACUGGAUUAAAGUUGGCAUAUGUCACAAGGGAGUUUAUUAAUGACAACACAUUGUAUCACAGCAAUUCUAUGAAGUCGAAUCCAAAGGAAGUUGUGCCUUGUGUUGUCAUAGCGAUUCAUGGAAGAUCUGUCAUUGCAAGGUGGUCGAAAAUAGUUGGUCCAAGAGAUCCAGUAUUAGCUAGAAUGUCUGAAAGGAUGUCACUCAAUGCAACUUAUGGCGAACAACUUUCUAUCAAAAGAGGAGAUGAAUCAUUACCAACAGAUGUCAAUAUGUUUUGUUAUCCGAGAAGUGAAACUCGUGCUAUGCAUCAAUUAUGCAUCUGGUUUGGUGGACGUGUUGAUGUAGAAAGGCAGCCUUAUAAGAAACUAUUGCAACCGAAUGUGCCUAUUUCAAACGGUCUGACUACCAAAUCAGAUAAACCUAAUGUUAAUGGGAAAAGUAAUGGAAAGAAUCAGAAAAACAAGUCAAGAAGUAAUUCAACAACUUCUAUCAAUAAUGAAAAUGAAUCAAAUGCCUCUUCAUCUAUCUCUGAUUUGCUGCAAUCAUCAUCUUUCGUUGUAAAUUGUUGCAACACUCGUAUAUUUCUUGUUGUUUCGCCUCGACUUCCGACACAAUUUAUAAGCGAUGUCCUUCAUGUUGUCACACAGCAAGGUUUUCAACUUCAAGGAAUCAGGAGAUUUAGACUAAAUGAAAGAAAAGCAGCGGCAUUAUCAAUUUCUCAAAGGUAUUUUCCCUGCUUCUGUCCUCGCCUUGAUUCAGACACUCCAGUAGAUGUUGAUUAUUUUGAAGAUAUUUGGUGGAUUAGGCCUGCAACUGUUUUUUUAUUGUCUCGAGAAAAUGCAGCAGCACACUCAUCUGGAUUGUUUCAUGCUUUGCAAACUGAUUUGAUGGUUAAUUUAAGUCCACCAGAUGAAGAAGGACAUGUUAAAGUUAUUACCUAUCAAUGUUUUCAUCUAACGCCAUAUACUGAUGCAGUGGAACAUGCUAUUGGAUCAAUGACAAAAGUGCCAGAAGUUGAACUAAGUACGGGAGCUUCACCCAGAUCAUUUUAUUCAAAUCCAGAGAUGGAACAAGUAACUGUUCUAUCGUUACUUGGUGAAAAAGCAAUCGACGGAGCUGGAGAAGUUUUAAGAAGUCUUGUACAUGGUGAGUUUCCAUAUGCUGAUGAAGAAAGAAAUUCAGCUCACACAGAUGAGGAAUCAGAGAUGGAAGCAUUCAGAGGAUUUGAAUUGAUUGCAUUGAAAUGGCUUCCUUCGCUGAACGGAAUGCAAGCAAACGAAUUAACACCAUAUGAAGUGGGAACACCAGCGUGGCAUGAAAGUAUUCCAAUCUUACAAUCAUCUCCUGUUAUGUUAUGUGUUUUGAGAAGGGUCAAUGCUUUCGAGGUAUUGGAAGAUGCAAUGAGGAUACCUAGGUAUUCAUGUUCAAUGUCUGAUGUUGUUUUCAAUGCUGAGAAAUUCACUCAUGUCAUGUCUAUUACUCCCGAAAUCGCCUAUCGACAAAUGAAAGUGUUUUUUUCUGAUAAAGAAUUAUUUCCUGAUAAUCAAAGUCGGCCAUUAUUGAAAUAUCUUCCACCACCAACAAGAGUUCAUCAGUAUCGACAACAACAAAACGUAAAACCGGUUAACGGCGAUGCUGAUACAAACGGUAGUGGAGAUCAACUUAAUAAUUCAUUUUCAAAUGGCAAUUCAAGGAAUUCUGACAACUCCAAACGAUCCAAUGGAAAAAAGAAAAAGAAGCAAAAUGGUAAAAAAGACAACAAUAAUAACAACAACAAUCAAAACAGUAAUGGUGGUAGCAAUACAAGUUUUUCUCUUCCCGAAGAAUCCAUUUUUUCAUCAAUGGUGUCUUGUCAACAACCUCUUACUUCAGUUCUUGUUAUCAAACCUGAUGCUUUCCCCAGACAUUUCAUAAAGAUUUUCCGACAACUUCAUUAUGAAGGCUUUAAAGUGGUGGCAGCAAAAGUUGUAAAACUAACAGAAGACGAAGCGUUGCAGAUUUUACCUAACUUCCUAAAAGAUAUGCAAGGAGAGGUUCAAGUUUAUCUUGAUCAUAUGACAUCUGGUUUAUCAUUGGUUGCAUGUGUUCAACGUGAUAAUGCAGUACGACAUCUGUGCCAAUUAGCUGGUCCUCACGAUCCACGUAUCGCCAGAAGUAGAUGCUAUCUUCAACGACAAAAUGGAUCAUCAACAACUCGAGCAACAUGGCGAGCUCUGUUUGGAAUCGAUAACAUGUCUAAUGGAAUUCAUGUGUCAGACAGCUACCUUUCAGCAUGCGGAGAAUUGAAAGUAUUCUUUCCUGAAGGAUUAUGUUGUCAAGAAACUUUAGAAUUGAAAAUGGAACUUGUGCCUACACCUGCUGAAGAUAAAUUUAUGUGCCUUGAUAAAAUGAAAGGACGAGAAGUGAAAAUUUUACCUGAUGAUAGACAGACAAAUCAUUCAACGAGUCUCAGGGUGACAUACAUGCCUCGAAAACCAGUUGUUGUUAUUUUAACUCCUCCAUUAUUCCAUACAAAUGGUACAAGCAGACCUCGACAAUCCCGUCAUCCGCUUACACGACGUCCGAUGGGACUGGCACAUGGAACAAUACCACCUUUUGUUGAGAUUUUGGAUCAGUUGUUAACUCAGGGUUUCGAAAUUUGUGCACUUCGGCAAGUAUUGUUCAGACAAUCUCAAGCUGCAGAAAUAUUGAACAUACUCAAUUAUACUCAAAAUGUGGAUGGCAUGAUUACUUCUUUGGUUCAAGGACCCAGUUUGUUGUUGAUAUUACAAAGAGAAAAUGCUCUGGUAUUGUUUGAUUCAAUUCUUGGAAGUACCAAGUCUAACAGCGAUUCACUGUAUCACAAAUACUCAAGCAAUAUAUUGAGAUCACAGAGAGAAGAGCAAACGAUUUCUGCGGCAAAAUAUCUAUUUCCUCGCGUUCCUUUCAAUAAUUCAAUUCUAACGAUUUCUCACAAAAGGGCUUUAGAAUGGAAGGAUAGAAAUGGUGAUACCCCAGAUGCCAAUAUGGAUAAAUGAAUUGUUUAAGCCAAUUUCUUGAUAUUUAUCCCACAUGUGAUGCUUCCACAAUAUGCAUCUCUAUCCUGUCUAUUUUAGCCAACCCCGAAUAUUAAAAACUUGUAAUGGUGGCGGAUCAGAACAGGCGUGUAUACUGUUAUGUUUAAAUAAUAUAUUUCACAUUGUGAAAAGAAUAAUAUCUACUUUAAAGUUCUUUAAUUUUGAUAUAUGUGUUAUGUUCUUAUAUUGAUUUUCUGCACAUGUAAAUAUUUUUUAAUAAUUCCAAUAUACUCAAUUAUUUUUAUCUAUAAUCCUAAUGGCAAGACUUUCAACAGCUUUAGUAAAUUUUUUAUUUGGCAAGCCGUCUGAAAUUAUUUCAUUUAUGUAUAUAAUGAGCACAGUUUAUUUGUACAUAUAGUAAUGCCUUUUUGGUGUCAUCUACUGAAGUGAUCUUGUCAUCUUCAUGAAUCGUUUAGUUCGAAGAAUAUAUGGCAUUUGUGAAUAGGUUCAGGCAAUCCUCUUCCAUACAUAUCCGACAUUAUAAAUAUUUGAACCUGUUUUUUUUUUCACUGAUACUUUGUUGUAAAUACUUUUGUAUUAUUUUGCUAAUACUCUAGCUAUAUUCGUUUAUAUUGAUUGACCUGUGUUGCAGUGUUUUGUUCUUUGAGUGACAAGUAAUACUAUAUAUACUUUUCUUACAUUCUUGAUAAUAACAAAGGGCACCAUAUCGAAUUAUGCGAAGAUGAGUCUCGUAUGUAUGUAGGAUAAAAUGGCAACACCCAUUAUAAGGUUAUCUUGACUGAAGUUAUGCUCGUUGUUUGAAAACUUGAACCAGAAAUGAUCUUCACCCAAUUUUAAUCAAAACUGGAGGAUUCUAACUUUGCCUUACUGAUACAUCGACGUAUCCAGGUUUAGAUUUAAACGUUGAGUAUGCGAGACAAACUAAUGGCACACUUUCCGUCUAUUGAUUUUUAAAUCUAGCGUGAUCUGUUUUUCGCAUGCAGACUGAGUGUUAAUUUCUUUUCUGUGCCAUAUAUUCUGUUCAUAAUAAAAUGCUUUUUUGCUUUGUUUCACAAUUUUUAGUUUUUGUACCGAAUUAUUUAUAAUUUUGUUGGCAUUGUUGCAUUCAGAAAUGUUUUUUAUUUUUCUAAGAAAAAAAUUUGAUGAACUACAUAUAUUAAUAAUAUAACAAUAUUUUAUUGUUGGCUUUUUGUUUUUGUUCCUUUUCUUACUUUACUACUUGUAAAGUACACUGUAAAGUUCUGUUUUUUGCUGUGAGCUGAACCCAAGGUAUUGGUACCCUUCCUGUUCCUAUCAUCUGCAUACAUUUCUUUUCACCUAGGCUGGAUCUUUUGUACAUCCAUUGCUUCGCGUACUGUAUUAUUUAAUUCGUUUGAUAAUAAAAUAGUUUUCUUGCA
This is a messenger RNA of Styela clava, 7684 nucleotides long. Its product is annotated as dynein axonemal assembly factor 8-like. Lineage: Eukaryota; Metazoa; Chordata; Ascidiacea; Stolidobranchia; Styelidae. The record is from RefSeq and is a predicted model, not a curated record. Gene Ontology annotation, cellular component: axonemal microtubule.